This is a messenger RNA of Schistocerca gregaria, 2536 nucleotides long. RefSeq lists its product as uncharacterized. NCBI's taxonomy places the organism in Eukaryota, Metazoa, Arthropoda, Insecta, Orthoptera, Acrididae. The record is from RefSeq and is a predicted model, not a curated record. The coding region runs from base 253 to 1356 and encodes 367 amino acids. The transcript is spliced from 3 exons. Gene Ontology annotation, cellular component: lysosome; AP-type membrane coat adaptor complex; late endosome. Gene Ontology annotation, biological process: endosomal transport.
UCUGAAUUCAUAGAUGCCUUUUUCCAGUCCGUCGAUCAACCGUACGCGGUGACCGACUCCCUGCUCGGUCAAGGCGGAUGUGUAAGUCCAAUCGAGCGCGCCUGCUUGAAAACUAUCGACGAAAAAAUAUGGCCCGUUGUUUGGCUUAAAAAGUUCAAAAUCUACUUCGUCGCAGUCCCACUCAUCGAGGGGGCUUUGAUUCAUGAAGAAGACCAUGUAGAACAUAAGUUCUCUUUUGAUCGAGUCAAAACCAUGCCAGCGAUCGAUACACCCUUCAUCGGCGCUACGAUCGCCUUCUUGGAAGUCUUGGUAUUGCUACUAAAGCCGUGUGCACCAGCAUUCGAACCAAGCAAAAUCGCCGAACUUCAAUCUUAUCUUGCUCUAUGCGUUCAAUUUGGCAGACCUGUGAAAUCCUUUUCGUCCAAUCAUCAAUUGCUGAUCACAUCUGCAAUCUCUACUCCAAUAUCUAUCGAACCGAACUCCGACGUCCCGCCUCCAUCGUUUCUUGUAUCCGAAAAUGAUAAUAUCCCUAAGACUCAAGCCGGUGUUUUCAUCAAACUCUGCAGCGUCGAAUUCGUCUCUCUUGUUCAAUCCGGUUCGGCGGCCAUUUUUGAGAACAUUCAAUCUAGCGGGAUGAUAUCCGCAACCGUUUCCGCCAACACCAGCGCUCUCCCAGACAUCACAGUUCAGCUCAAUAAAAUCACAUCUUCCGAUUCUGAACUUGUCAACGUCCGAUUUCAUGAUUGCGUCAAAAAAAGCAGGCUUUCGUCUCAAUCCAUCUGUGUCACCUUUUCCCCUAUUUCUGGCACUUUCCCGCUCUGCUGCUACUCAAUCCGAGCCGCAGCCGGCGCGACUAAAUUCCCAGCCAAGGGCAUGUACCGCCUUGAAAAACUCAACCAAACUCAAUUCAAAAUUCUGCUCCAACUGAAAUUUGAAAAUUGUGCUUUAGAGUACGCUCAUAUGACAAUCCCAUUUCCCAACCAGACACCUAUCGCAGAAACCAACUUGACGGCCACGGCCGGCAUCACACGGAUAGAUAAAUCAUCUCCCAACAACGCCAUCCAGUGGGACAUUGACAAGCACUUCAAAAACCUAGAUGCCACCUUGUCUGGUACAAUCACUUUUUCCGAACAGAAGAAUACAGAAUACAUUUUCAGCAAUGAUGGCAAUAUACCUUGCUCUGCUCUCCAGGCGAACCACUAUGUUAAGAUCAACUUCAAGGCCUUAGACACCAUCUUUUCACGGUUUUCGGCAUCGAAGCAAAUUUUCGUAAACCAAAAAGCCUACAGCAGCUCUAAACACCUGACACUCAGCAGAAUGUUAGUGUCCAAAAACUACAUCAUCAACAGCUCCUAAACGUCCCCUUGCAUCCGCUCGUUCACGAUUACUUCGUGUCUACGUGCUCCUCGACAACGAAAUGACGUCCCACGCCCUCAAAUUUGAAAUUUUUGGCUCCCUUUCAAACCUACCAAAAGAGGCUCGGUGCGCGACGCCCGCGACCGGCCAACCCUCGGCAAUACACAAUCCGCCACGCAAAAAACUCAACAAAAUACAAUUUAUGUAUCUGCACGACGCCCACUUCUGUUCCGUAAAGGUCUAUCCAAUUUUUUGUACAACAGAGAAACACAUUUUCACACUUUCACACACAAUGAAACUGUGCUGUUUUUGCAUAAAAGACGGAUGCGCGGUCGCGACGAGCCCUCCGCUACCCUGGUCCAGCUGUUAUCUCCUAAUAACCUCUACCGGUUUGGAAUUACGACGCUCGUUGAUGAUCUGUACCAGCCUGUCUGCAUCCUCCCUACUCAUCAUAUAAUACACCUCUACUCCCUUUCCGAAGUAAAUUGACACGGUCGUCCCUGAAGUGAUCUCUAUCUUUUGUACCAGGUCGUAGAGGAAAACCUGCUUGACAACCUCCUCAUUGUCCUCGGAACUAAUUCUGCACCAGGAAUCGUCCUCAAGCUGUAUGGUUCUUUCUCCGGUCCAAAAGUAUUUGAUGGGCUUCCUAACGACGAACUUCACCACGGGAUACGCCUUGCCAUCGUUUUGAUCAAAGGACUUGAUUUGCAUCGUAACCAAGUCAGGCCGUGCAACCGCCUGUCCAGCCUCCCCCUCCUCGACCGAAGGGUGCAGGUUCAUCGGCAAAGAGUAUCCUUUAAGCAGUUGGAGAAACGAUUUGAAGAUGCCAGUCGCGAAAUCAAAAAUCCCUGCUCGGGACUGACCACUUGGGUCAGACUGUUGUUCGUCAUAUGCACCAGCUUUCUGGUCUUGAGUGAACUCUAAUAGAGGGAAUUCGAUGUUCUCUAACAACUUAAUGUCCUUGGCCCUGAUAGAUUUGUACUGCAUUUCAAUGGUUGCGCCCGGAUGAACCAGACCUUCAACGGCGGCAUAGAGGAGCUCAAUGAACUCCGUCAAUUGAGCCUCAUUCCACUCGUUGCAGCAGUACGCAUACACGGCUGCUAUGUUUUGAAGAAGUAUCACUGAAGUAAAUCUCACAAUGUAUCUCGCGUCCUUCACAUUGAUAAAACGCCAAAAUACC